Betta splendens (Siamese fighting fish) is the source of this 1390-nucleotide messenger RNA. It is a transcript of the gene slc25a4, whose product is annotated as solute carrier family 25 member 4. Lineage: Eukaryota; Metazoa; Chordata; Actinopteri; Anabantiformes; Osphronemidae. The record is from RefSeq and is a predicted model, not a curated record. Gene Ontology annotation, cellular component: mitochondrial inner membrane. Bases 98 to 997 code for a protein of 299 amino acids. The transcript has 4 exons. Gene Ontology annotation, biological process: mitochondrial ATP transmembrane transport; mitochondrial ADP transmembrane transport. Gene Ontology annotation, molecular function: ATP:ADP antiporter activity.
CUCGUCCAUUUGGAGGGUCGUAGGGGUUCCUCGAGGACGUUGGCGAGGUUUGGAACAGUCAGGGGUCACAAAUUUGAACAGUAAAAAAAACCCAACAAUGUCGGACGCAGUGGUUAGUUUCUUAAAGGACUUUUUGGCUGGUGGCAUCGCCGCUGCCAUCUCCAAAACAGCUGUCGCUCCCAUUGAGAGAGUCAAGUUGUUGCUGCAGGUCCAGCAUGCCAGCAAACAGAUCACCGCAGAGAUGCAGUACAAAGGCAUCAUUGACUGUGUGGUUCGGAUCCCAAAGGAGCAGGGCUUUAUCUCCUUCUGGAGAGGCAACCUGGCCAACGUGAUCCGCUACUUUCCGACCCAAGCCCUCAACUUCGCCUUCAAAGAUAAGUACAAGAAGAUCUUCCUCGGCGGCGUGGAUCAGAAAAAGCAGUUCUGGCGCUACUUCGCCGGCAACCUGGCGUCCGGCGGCGCCGCCGGCGCCACGUCACUCUGCUUCGUUUAUCCCCUCGACUUCGCCAGGACGAGACUCGCCGCCGACAUCGGCAAGGGUCUCGCGGAGAGAGAGUUCACCGGCCUUGGAAACUGCAUCACUAAGAUUUUCAAAACCGACGGACUCAAGGGUCUCUACCUCGGAUUCAACGUAUCGGUGCAGGGUAUUAUCAUCUACAGAGCGGCCUACUUCGGAUGCUUCGACACAGCCAAAGGUAUGCUGCCAGAUCCCAAGAACACGCACAUCAUCGUCAGCUGGAUGAUCGCUCAGACCGUCACCGCUGCAGCUGGCCUCAUCUCGUACCCCUUCGACACCGUCAGACGUCGUAUGAUGAUGCAGUCCGGCCGCAAAGGAGCUGACAUCAUGUACAAGGGCACAAUCGACUGCUGGAGGAAGAUCCUGAAGGAUGAGGGAUCGAAAGCCUUCUUCAAAGGCGCUUGGUCCAACGUGAUCAGAGGCAUGGGUGGCGCCUUUGUGCUGGUGUUGUAUGACGAGAUCAAGAAGUUCACAUAUUAAACUUUCUAACCUCUCCAGUCACCAAGUAAACCCUUCACUGAGUCUUGCUUCAUGUCAUAGAGUGAUAACAACUUGCGGUGCAUUACAAUGUGGGCGUGUGCUCCUCUGCAACAGCCCUGAGAAAGUAGGUACACCUGACCCGCGUUACGCCUCCUCAGAGGUCUGUACAAGUCCCGUCUACGACGCGCCCAAAGCUACAGCCUUUCAGUUCAAAGUCAAGUCUGUGAUUCCAUGGACAUGUUGUGAUGAUGCAAAGGAUCGAGUCACAGCACAUCACAUGCUCCUGCUGUUAGUUCUUAGGUGCCGAGGCCCAUGUGUUAUGUUGUGACCACUCUGACCCAUGUAUCACACCCUAUACUACUAUUUUAUUAACAAUAAAAAUGUAAUAGUCAA